Acanthoscelides obtectus is the source of this 1062-nucleotide messenger RNA. The record is from the annotation of a GenBank genome assembly. NCBI's taxonomy places the organism in Eukaryota, Metazoa, Arthropoda, Insecta, Coleoptera, Chrysomelidae.
AUGGAACUCAACCGAGAACAUUUUCGCGCCAUAAUUUUUUACAACUUUCAGAGACAAUUAUCGAAACAAGAAUGCCUUGCUGAGUUACUGUCUGCACUAAGUGCCUAUUCAUUCAUACUGUCUGUUUUCGGCAACGAAGCGCCACAUCAGUCGACAAUUUCCCGUUGGUAUGGAGAAUUCAAACGUGGACGGGUGAGUUUUAGCGACGAUCCCAGGGUAGGUGCACCAAAAACGGCAGUCACCCAGGAAAACGUCGAUGCUGUGCGCAAACUCAUCAUUGAAGAUAGACAUGUGACAUAUCGCGAGAUUGAGGCGUCCUUGAAGAUCUCAAAGACCUCAAUUCAAAAAAUUUUACAUGAAGAAUUAGGAGUAAGAAAACUAGUUUCUCGUUGGAUACCCCACCUGUUGAGUGAAGAGCAGAAAGCAGUCAGGGUUAAUUGGUGUCAAAAAACUCUUGACCGUUUCAAUUCCGGAAUCUCAAAAAAUGUGUACAGCAUUGUUAGUGGUGAUGAAUCGUUGAUUUACUGUUAUGAACCAGAAAAUAAACGACAGUCGGCUGUUUGGGUGUUCCAAGGUGAAGAAAAGCCAACAAAAGUCAUCCGUUCUCGAAGUGUUUCGAAAAAGAUGGUCGCGAAAUUUGUGUCAAAAGCGGGUCAUAUUGCAACAAUUCCUCUUAAUGAGCAAAGAACUGUUACUGCGGAUUGGUAUACCACCAUUUUUUUGCCAAAGGUCAUCACCGAGCUUCGAAAAAUCAACCCCGAAAGAAGAAUCAUCCUCUACCAAGACAAUGCAAGCUCGCACAGAUCCCAAAAAACAAGGCAGUAUUUAACGGAAGAAAACGUGGAACUAUUGGACCAUCCUCCAUAUAGUCCCGAUCUAAGUCCUAACGAUUUCUUUACUUUACCGAAAAUUAAAAACAGACUGCGCGAAGAAGCAGUUGACGCAUUCAAAAAUGCCGUUUUGGAUCUGCCAGCAAACGAGUGGAAUAAGUGCUUCGAAAAUUGGUUCGAGCGCAUGCAGAUGUGUAUUAAUCUUCGUGGAAAAUACUUCGAAAAACAAUAA